This is a messenger RNA of Acanthoscelides obtectus, 308 nucleotides long. The record is from the annotation of a GenBank genome assembly. Lineage: Eukaryota; Metazoa; Arthropoda; Insecta; Coleoptera; Chrysomelidae.
AUUCCUCUCGUUUGCUGGCAGAUCCAAAACGGCAUUUCUGAAUGCGUCAACUGCUUCUUCUGGUGACUGGAACCUUUGACCACGCAGUCUGUUUUUAAUUUUCGGGAAAGUAAAGAAAUCGUUAGGACUUAGAUCGGGACUAUAUGGAGGAUGGUCCAAUAAUUCCACGUUUUCUUCCGUUAAAUACUGCCUUGUUUUUGGGCUGUGUGCGAGCUUGCAUUGUCUUGGUGGAGGAUGAUUCUUCUUUCGUGGUUGAUUUUUUGAAGCUCGACAGUCGUUUAUUUUCUGGUUCAUAAUAGUAAAUCCAC